Molecule: messenger RNA, 1365 nt
Organism: Aspergillus chevalieri
Lineage: Eukaryota; Fungi; Ascomycota; Eurotiomycetes; Eurotiales; Aspergillaceae
Exons: 3
Coding region: 1-1365 (454 amino acids)
Source: RefSeq, a predicted model, not a curated record
AUGAAACGCACCCUGAGUGCGGACAAGGAGACAUUAAGUUCCCCAGCAAAGAAAGAAUGCCACGAGGGAAACGGAAAUCUGCCCAUCAUUACUAGCCUGGAUGCUCCUAUCUCUCCUCCAAGACGACGUUCACGUUCUGAUAAACCGCCUCCAAUUCCACCAUCAAUACCACAUGGAAGCAUAGAUACGGCUGAAGUAGCGUCCACGACUAGCACGAGUUCACUUCCAAACCUAGCAGCAAUCGAAGCCGGCCAAGUUCAAGUCAAAGAUCAUUUGAGCAUCUUCUCCUCUCGGCUGAGUCAGUGCACUCGUCCGUCGACAUCAACAGCGGUACCCCGUCUUCAGAUCACAGACUGGACAGAUUUGUAUCAGCGCAAUGAACGGCCCCACGGGAGACAUUUCGUGGUUCACCAACACGACCAUCCCAUCGCAGGACCGCAUUAUGAUCUCAGGCUGCAGUUUUCAGACUCUAGUUCUGUUAGUUGGUCUGUUAUGUAUGGAUUACCGGGAGAUCCAAACAGUCGAAGGUUGAAUCGGAAUGCGACUGAGACGAGGGUGCAUUGUUAUUGGAACCACCUUAUUGAAACAGCUUCUCCAAACACGGGGAGUAUGAUUAUUUGGGAUACGGGCGAGUAUGAAGUACUGUCCUAUCAGAUGGAAUCGAAUAUGCUGGAGACGGACGACUCUCGUUCUGUGAGCUCGGAAAGUGACGGUCCUGCGCAAUAUCAUAAGAGCGAGUGCGAGAAGCUCUGGGAAGCGUUUCAUAAUCGCAAAAUCCGUCUACGAUUACAUGGAACCCGUCUACCACCAAACUACACCAUCAUCCUACGACAAGACAAAACCACACACCAAACACCAUUCCGAAUGCCUCAGAAGCGACGCAGACGUGCCCGGCCAAAAGUACAGAGCCAACCGACCCUCACCUCUUCUGAUUCCUCUCCUUCAUCGCCGCCAUCGCCAUCUUAUAAACCGCCAGACCAACCAUCAACAACACACAAAUCUAACCCCGAACCCCCAGAAUCCAGCACAAAAGCAGACUCAGACGACGACAAAGCGGAGCACCAAAUUCGCCUCAACAAUGCUUACCCCGGCUCAACGAAUACAAUAGGCUCUAUACACCAACGACGAUGGUUUAUAACGCUGGAUCGUGUUAAUUCUGGUUUCGAAUAUCAGUCAGGGAAGAAAAUGUGGAUCCGGAAGAAGGAUCCGGAUACUGGGGGAUUAAUGGGCUUUGAACCAUUCUAUUUCAGAGGCCCUGAGAAGGAGCGAAGUGUGGUUACGGGGAGGUUGGGAAGUGAUGUCCUCAAAGACGAAGGAGUGCAAGGAUUUACACCGAGACGAGGAUGGAGGCCUGUAUUGAAAUGA